AUGAAAACCCUAUCCGAUGAGCAACUUACAGCCCUCGCGGGGCAAUAUUUUGCUCCGGCAGGUUUAUACCAACACACCAAAAGCCUCCCCUUCCUUGGGACCUUGGAGUGUAACACCACGUCACUGAUCGCCGGCCAAUGGACGGAGCUUAUUGUCGAGUACACUGUGGGCGCCAGUGGUUUAGCGGAUGGGGCUUGGAUCAAAGGUACAUUCAAGUUCUACUCCGACUGGGCUCUAUUCCAAACGACGGAUCCAGAGAAGGACAACUAUGUAUCGGCUGAGUACAUCGCCGGCCCGCUCCAUCCUGGCCAGACACCUGCGACGGUUCAAUCACUUGCCGUCCGAUUCGACCAAAAGGGCCAUGAGCGACCUUUUCAGAAGGCCAUCCUGAUUGACAUUGUCGACGGUUUUCUGAAUCCGGGUGACAAGAUCAUUGUUCGCAUUGGUGAUCGACAAUGGGGUUCUCGUGGAACUCGCGUUCAGACCUUCGUUGAGGACAAUUUCUUGAUGAGGUGGUACAUCGACCCCGUGGGAACCUCCAGAUUCGCGCCCAUCAAACCGGAUAUCGCCAUCCCAAUCAAACCGGGACCAAUCGCCAAAGUCAAAGCAAUUUCUCCACGCUUAGUCGGCCUUGACGUGUCCUUUCCGAUCCACGUCCACACGGAAGACGCGUGGGGAAAUGCCACGGCCGACUUGGAUGGACUGAAGACUCAGAUCACCAUCACAGAAGAGGGGUCAUCCGAAGCAAUCUUCGACAAGGAACUCGCGCUUCCAAACCAAGGAUGGACCGUCGCCAGCACAACACUGUCCCUCCCCAAACCCGGCGACUUCACCAUCUCCGCCUCCAUCCUCGACCACCACGGCAGCACCAUCAUCACCACCACCUCCCCCCUCACCGCCUCCGCCACCCUCCUCAUCCCCCGCCCCCUCUUCGCCGACCUCCACGUCCACUCCGACGACACCGUCGGCACCAACUCGACCACCUACAACUUCAGCUACGCGCGGCACAUCGCCGGCCUCGACAUCGUCGGCUACACCGCCAACGACUUCCACAUCACCGCCGCGCGCUGGCGCGCCGCCCUGCGCACCAUCGCCGCCGCCAACGACCCCGGCCGCUUCCUCGUCUUCCCCGGCACCGAGUGGUGCGGCAACACCGCUGCAGGCGGCGACCACAACGUCGUGUUCCUCGCCGACCCGACCGCUACCGAGUCAUCCCCGCCGGAGUUCCCGGAAGAUCGGAACGGCAAUGUGGCGAGGAGUUUUGAGUGGAAUGAGCAUGGGCCCGCGCAGCUGGAGCCGGGGGCGUGGCCGUUGGAUGAGGUGUAUGCGACGUAUGCGGCGCAUGAUGUGGAGGGGCAUUUGCUGAUUCCGCAUGUGGGUGGGAGGAGGGCGAAUUUGGCGUGGCACCAUCCGCGGUUGGAGAGGUUGGUGGAGAUUGGGAGUGCGUGGGGGUUGUUUGAGUGGUUGUUGAGGGAUGCGGUGCGGCGCGGGUGGAAGAUGGGGGUGUGUGCGAAUUCGGAUGAGCAUCGCGGGAGGUGUGGGGGCGGCGUGCCGGGGACGGCGGUGUUUGGGACGAAGGGCGGGUUGACGGGGGUGCUGGCGGAGGGGUUGGAGUGGCGGACGGUGGGGAGGGCGUUGAGGGCGAGAAGGACGUUUGCGACGACGGGGGAGAGAUUGGUGGGGUUGGUGAGCAUGAAGGAUGGGAUGGUGGUACAGGGUGAUGAUGUUGAGGUGGGCGUGGGAGAGGAGGUGAGGAUCAGGUAUCGGUUCUUUGGAGAGAGUGGGUUUGCCUCGGUCGAGGCUUGGGACGCUACCGGGAAGAUCUUUCAUCGCAACCUACAGCAAGAGGUGGAGGAGAAUGCGCCGGAAUCGACGCGGAGGAAACUUCGUAUCAAGUGGUCUGGAGCUCGGCUCUAUGACAGGUAUCGCGAAGCAGUCUGGAAAGGUUCGAUCCUCGUCGCUGGCGCCGUCAUCUCACAUGUACAGCCGUUUGGCGGGGUGCUGGAUAACCCGGAUGACGUGAUUGAACAGGCUUCUGAAAGCCAAGUCAUUUUCAACACACGGACGAGUGGGGACUUCGAUGGCGUUGACAUCUUCUUUGCCGAGGAAUCUGAGCUGCCAGGAUCGAUCAGCGUUACUGGUAAAUUGGGUGGAUAUGUCAAGGUCGGUAACAUUCUCGAAGGCAAUCCCCACAAGCCCCAGCCCGAAUUCAGCUUAGACGCUUCGUCACAAGAGUUGGUGCAGGCUGGCGGGAAGCAGAUUGACAUCCAGGGUGGAGCUGAGCUUUCUGUAUCUGCUGAAGCCCUCCUGGAUGUGACGCUUCCCAAAAAAGCUGAGGGCGACUUCAGUAUCCCUGCCAACAAGCAUUCCAUUGGGGACGAACAGGCAGUGUAUUUCGUGGGAAGGGAGUAUAGCGGUGGCAAGGUGAUAACAAGUCCUCUAUUCAUUCAGUAUGUAGCUUGA
Lasiodiplodia theobromae is the source of this 2463-nucleotide messenger RNA. Its product is annotated as polymerase histidinol phosphatase-like. The record is from RefSeq and is a predicted model, not a curated record. Bases 1 to 2463 code for a protein of 820 amino acids. The transcript has a single exon. NCBI's taxonomy places the organism in Eukaryota, Fungi, Ascomycota, Dothideomycetes, Botryosphaeriales, Botryosphaeriaceae.